Messenger RNA from Impatiens glandulifera, 1368 nucleotides. Its product is annotated as F-box protein At3g07870-like. Lineage: Eukaryota; Viridiplantae; Streptophyta; Magnoliopsida; Ericales; Balsaminaceae. The transcript has a single exon. Bases 1 to 1368 code for a protein of 455 amino acids. The record is from RefSeq and is a predicted model, not a curated record. Gene Ontology annotation, molecular function: protein binding.
AUGGACGAAGAAGACAUGGAACUUGGUGAUCUUCCUCUUCCUACGGCCAGUUCUUUCUUACGUGCCUAUACACAGGAAAUCCUUGAUGAAUGGAGAAAGAAGAAGAAGAAGAAGAAACGAUCAGACCAGGCAUUGGUCAAAGUUAAUAUUGGAGAAAAUCCUUUCAUUCCUGAAGAUUUGUUUUUGAAUAUUCUGUUGAGUUUGCCAAUCAAGUAUAUUCUUCGAUGGAGACAACUUUCCAGAAAAUGGAACUUUCAAUUACGAAGUCCUGAAUUUAUUUCUCUUCAUUACAACCAUUUGUCACAGAAGAGAUUUGAAUCAUUGAAAUCAUCAUCAUCAUCAUCAUCUUUCAUUCUCCUUCGAGCUGUUUAUGAUCCCAACAACAUGCCAUUGAACCGUAGGAUCGUAUUGACAUACCUUACCUUAAAGAAAACAGGCACCAACAUAAUACCCACAAUCGACAGAGAAGAAAAAGUUAAUACCGUCCUAUCAUUAAUGUUUACACCCGAUGAUGUAGGACUCCCCUAUCCAUCAGAGAUUCAGCGUGUCCAACUCUUUUGUCUGUUUGACGGUUUGAUAUGUUUGGGAUAUGGGUUGUUUGUCAUGAUCUACAAUCCAGCCACUAGAGAAUUGCAUCUGUUACCUACCGCUCCUAGUUUGAAUAACCAUUCAUUUGAUUUUCAAUAUCUCACUCCUUGUAUUUUGGGUGUUUGGUACAAAUCUGCGGUGAAACAAUACAAAGUCUUUAGUAUGAUUUAUUGGAGUGACUGCUGUAAGAUCAAUGUAUAUGAUUCUACAUUGAAUGAUUGGAGGAGAAUAAGCAAGACAAUAUUUGGGAAGCCACAUCCUGAUGUAUUCUUAUUAUUCAAUGGAGUUGUUCACUUUUAUAUGGAGAACCAUUUGGAUGAUCGUUCUGUGAUUGUCACAUUGGAUGCAAUUUCGGAAACAUUUGGACACCUUGAAUUGCCCUGUUUUGGUGAGUUUUGCAAUAUUUCUUCCUUGUUGCCCUUUCGUGGAAAACUUGCUUUUUUGGAACCGAAUAUUGAGCUGAAUGAUGCAUCUCUUUAUUGUGAUUUAUGGGUGAUGACUGAAUAUGGCGUGAAUCAAUCUUGGACCAAGCAAUACUCGGUGACUAUUGAUCUUUUGGAUUCAUUAAACGUGUUCUAUCAUUAUACAUAUCGCCCCUUGACGUUUAUCAACUUCAUGGAUGAGAAGGAUGAUGAAUUAUUGAUGAGAACACAUAAUGGAAAGAUUGUCUGUUGCAACCUUGUCACAGGGAAGAUCACUGAUUUGGAAUUGUCUUGCAUUUAUUUUAGGACUACAAAUAUUGUACCUUAUAAUGUUGAGAGUUUAUUUACUCUUAAAUGA